AUGGGAAAUGAUGAUUCUGCUGUAAAGAAACUUAAAGAGCAUCUGCAUUUGACUUUUCAUAUCAAAGACUUAGGAUCACCUAAGUAUUUUCUUGGAAUUGAAAUAGCUCGCUCAGAUCAGGGCAUAUCAUUGAGCCAACGGAAAUUUGUGAUGGAAAUAAUAUCAGAAGCAGGAUUAUCAGGCUGUAGGCCGUCAGUCAUCCCUAUUGAGCAAAAUGCUAAACUGACUUCUGCUGGCUAUGACACUGGUAUAUCCUUCUCUUCGGAUGAUCCGUUAUUGCAAGAUCCCUCAGGAUACCAGAGACUCGUGGGUAAACUGAUAUAUCUCACUAUGACUAGGCCAGAUAUUUGCUAUGCUGUUCAGACUCUUAGUCAGUUUAUGCACAGUCCAAAGCAGUCUCACAUGAACGCAGCCUUGAAGAUUGUGAGAUACUUAAAGACUUGUCCAGGUUUGGGAAUACUCCUUUCUCGAAAGUGUAACAUGGAGAUGACGGCCUAUUGCGAUGCAGAUUAUGCCACAUGCCCUAUGAGUAUGAGGUCUAUUACUGGUUUCUGCAUCAAAUUUGGGGAAUCACUUCUUUCAUGGAAGACAAAGAAGCAGUCUACCGUAUCUUUAUCAUCAGCUGAAGCUGAAUAUCGAUCUAUGGCUAAGACUGUCUGUGAAAUAGUCUGGUUAAGGGGCUUACUUCUGGAUCUUGGAGCUCCGGUUAAAGGACCAACUUUACUCUUCUGUGACAAUGAUUCGGCACUCAAGCUUGCAGCAAAUCCAGUGCUACAUGAGAGGACGAAGCAUAUAGAAGUUGAUUGUCCCAAAGAACCUAUGGCGUCUUAUGAUGGCCUUGUGUCUACUGUCCUAUGGGCAAUCUUUGUCAUUCAAGUAAUUGAAUUCAGUCAUUCCAACGCUUCAACCAAUGUAAGCUGUAUUGGUGCAGAGAGGGAAGCUCUCCUAAAGUUCAAGCAUGGUCUCACAGAUCCUUCAAGACGCCUGUCGUCAUGGAGUGGAGAGGAAUGUUGCAAGUGGGAAGGAGUUGAAUGCAACAAGAAAACUGGCCAUGUCUUGAAGCUUGAUCUUCAUAAUCCAUGUAUAGAAGAGAUCAAUAUUGACUUCUUCAUACCUUCAGAUAAGUGCAUGCUAGGAGGUAACAUAGUUCCUUCUUUAACUAAAGUGAAGUCUCUGAAAUAUCUAGACCUCAGUGCCAACAACUUUUCAACCCAAAAAAUCCCAACGUUCUUUGCUUCUCUUCAGAAAUUGGAGUAUCUAAACCUCUCACAUGCAAGCUUCAAUGGAGAUAUUCCUAAGCAGCUCAAUAACCUUUCCAAAUUACAGUACUUGGACUUCUCCAAUCAGGGUUAUUUAACCUUGAACAACUUUGAUUGGGUGUCGAAAUUAUCUUCCUUAAAAUAUUUGCACAUGUCCAAUGUUGACCUUUCUAAGGUCAAAGAUUGGUUUGGUUCCAUUAACAUGCUACCAUCUUUGCAAUCUUUAGGAUUAAGCGAUUGUGGAUUGCAAGAUAUAUCUAGCUCUUUGCAAGCCAAUUUCACAUCUCUUAGAUUUCUCAGCAUCGGGUCCAAUAAUCUAAGUUCUAUUCCCCCAUGGAUCUAUAACUUUAGCAAACUAGAACAUAUUGAUUUGUCCAACAGCUAUGGGUACUACAAUUUUUUCAGUGGUAUCAAAGGCCGUUUUCCCAUGACAAUCAUCGAGAAUAAUCAAAGGCUUGUCUUCUUUGAUCUGUCUGAGAAUUGGCUACAUGGUGAUUUUCCCAAAAAUUUGAGCAGUCUUUGCAAAUUGCAAGUGGUAAUAUUAUCCUUCAACUUCUUCAAUGGGAAUAUCUCCGACAUUUUAGGCAAUUCACUUGAUUGCAUACAAAGUAAGUGGAAGAUCUUCGAUGUUUCUUCCAAUAAUUUUAGCAGCGGCCUGCCAAAUCAAUUCAGAGAUUUCAAAGAAUUAGAGUGCCUUGAUCUUUCAUCGAACUUGAUUUCUGGUUCUAUUCCUGCCAAUUUGGUGGAGCUAUCAUCUCUAAAAGAGUUGUUUCUAUAUGAUAACAAAUUGAAUGGGACUAUUUCAGAGAGCAUUGGGCGAUUAUUUAAUCUAAAGACGCUUGAUCUGGGGUAUAAUUUAUUGUAUGGAGUUGUUGGCGAACUUCACUUUGAAAAUCUCAAAAGCUUGACCGAGUUAGACAUUUCUUCCAAUAAGCUCAUAUUAAAUAUGAGCUCUGCCUGGGUUCCACCAUUCCAAAUUCGCCAGAUAGAUUUGUCAGAUUGCAAAGUAGGACCUGAAUUUCCAAAAUGGCUUCAAACACAGCGGAACAUUACCGAGUUGUGGAUGUCAAAUGCGAGCAUCUCAGGUGACAUUUGUGAUUGGCUCUACGACAUUUUCUCUAACAUUGAAGUUUUAGAUAUUUCAAGCAACAUGCUUAGAGGCCAAGUUCCCCAAGACAUCGGAGACAAGAUGCCACAGUUAACAGAACUGAGGCUUGAGGGUAAUAAUCUCACUGGUGGCAUUCCAAAUUCUUUGUGUAAGUUAAAUCGGCUGUAUGGAAUUAGUCUGUCAAAGAAUCAAUUGUCGGGGAAACUUCCUCGAUGUUGGGGAGCAUCGCAAGAGUUGGCAUAUUUGUUUUUUGGGGAUAACAAGUUAAAUGGCCAGAUUCCAAAAUCCUUGUGCCAUCUUCGGUCAUUGUCCGCUCUUAGCCUACACAGGAAUGCCUUUACUGGAGGAAUCCCAAACUGUUUGUCAAAUCUGCCGACAAUGAUUGUCCUUGAUCUCAGCGACAAUGAAUUCACAGGUAGGUUACCGCUAUUUAGGCCACAGUCUCCAUUUUUGUCAGUGAUCAAUUUAGAGAAAAAUCGCUUUGUUGGGGGCAUUCCUUCCCAAUAUUGCCAACUUAAAUAUCUCCAAUUCUUGAGCCUAGCACAGAAUUACAUUUCUGGACCCAUUCCCAAUUGUUUUGACAGGAUCUUGUCUAUGGUUAAUGCGGGUGAGAGACAUUUUUUUAUGUAUGGUGUCGAUGUUAUGGUUAACACAAAGGGGACUAGCCAAAUCUUUGGGAUUACGCUUCGAUACUUCCACUCAAUCGAUCUUUCAGCAAACAUGUUGGAUGGGCAAAUACCAAAAGAGUUCACUAAGCUCGUUAGACUUCAAAAUCUGAACCUCUCUCAGAAUAAGUUGAGUGGAUCUAUUCCCUCAAAUAUUGGUGACCUGAAAAACUUAGAGUCUCUUGAUCUUUCCAGAAACAAAUUGUCAGGUACCAUCCCUCCAGGCAUAUCCAGCAUGGACUUCCUUAGUCAUCUCAAUCUGUCCUUCAAUAGACUCUCUGGCCCUAUUCCGUUUGGCAACCAUCUGCGCACUGUGGACGAUGAAUCCGUUUAUCGCGGCAAUGACAGGCUCUGUGGAGCUCCUCUUCUGAAUACUUGUCCUGGAGAUGAGCCACCCGGUAGUGAUGGGCACGACGGUGAUAAUUCCGGUGGAGAUAAACCUAGCGAAGGUGAUUUGGAUAUCCGCAAUUGGUUCUAUGCGGGAUUGGGACCUGGCUUUAUGGUGGGAUUUCUAGGAUUUUGUAGCGUCCUGCACUUCAAGGGAUCUUGGAGGGUCUCUUACUUCCAAGCGAUGGAUAAGGCCAUUGAGAAAUUUUCAAUGACAACAAUGAUCACCAUGCUUUGGUUCAAGAGAACAUUCCCACAACGUAGAAAGGAGCUUGUUUAG
Molecule: messenger RNA, 3699 nt
Organism: Eucalyptus grandis
Lineage: Eukaryota; Viridiplantae; Streptophyta; Magnoliopsida; Myrtales; Myrtaceae
Product: receptor-like protein EIX2
Exons: 2
Coding region: 1-3699 (1232 amino acids)
Molecular function (GO): protein binding
Source: RefSeq, a predicted model, not a curated record